AGUGAAAAUACACAAGCUGGUUAGCACAGACAUUGUUUGACACUGAAUACAAAAGGCAGAUUAAAAAGCCCAACAAAAGGGGAUGAACGAAGGCAUAGGCCAGGCAGGCUAGAGGCCGGACCUACUUAGAGUACGAUUUCCUAGGGCUAGAGAUAAAGGUGUUUUCACAAAGGAAUCGAUGAAGAACUACCGGUCAUUACAAGCUCAUAACUACUUUGUGUCUGGUUGGGUGAAUACUGUCAACUACAUGCUGUCACAAAGUGGUUCGGUUUUUGUGUUUAAAGCUGAUGUCAAGCCAUCCCAGAGGUUAAAUGACCAGCCCCAUCAUCCAUGGGUUAUCGUAAAGAAAGAUGGAAGCAUAAAUACAGCCCACUGUGAUUGUAUGGCAGGAUUAGGAGAAUCAUGUUCUCAUGUUGCAGCCCUGCUAUUCAAAGUGGAAGCCGCAGUUCAGUUGGGCUAUACAUCAAGGCUUUGCACUGAAGAACCAUGCAAGUGGAAUGAGUGUUUUACCAAAAAAGUGGAACCAGCACCUGUCCAUCAAAUUCAGUUUUAUACUACUAAAACUAAAGAAAAACUGAAGACAGUAAAAAGACAGCGCAAAGAAUCCGAUGCAGAAACUCCUUCUCAGCAAGCCAGCUUUUUGCGUGAACUAAAACAAAAAAACCCAAAAUCUGUUGCUUAGUGUAGCUUCAAAUGAUAAAUAUUGUGAUGACUUUGUGGUGACAUGUCCCGUCAAUCAGCCAGUUGCCAUGCCAAUAAAUCUGCAGACUCUGUUUAAACCGGACAAUGCUGAGCAUUUGGAAAAUGCUAAAAAGGAAGCAGUAUCCAAAUUGGAUGUAACAAAUGAACAAAUAAAACAAUUUAUUGAUAGGACCGCUGCACAGGGAGACUCGCCAAUUUGGCAUGAGAUGCGACUUGGAAGAAUAACUGCCUCCAAGGUGCAUAGUGUACUCCAUACCAACACAGAAAAUCCAGCGAAAUCUGUUUUACAGGGUAUUUGCAGCCCAAUGGGAAAUUUAGCUUCUAUUCCUGCUAUUCAGUGGGGCAGGAAACAUGGGGACACUGCAGCCAAACAUUAUGAAAAUUUCGUCCAAAACCACCACAUGGACAGCUCCAUUUCUAAGACUGGACUUUGGAUAAGCCAAGAGCACUUGUUCAUUGCAGCCUCACCUGAUGCUCUUGUAUCAUGCAGAUGUUGUGGGUCUGGAGUUGUUGAAAUCAAAUGUCCCUACAAACAUAAGGAAAAUGAAACAGAGGCCAUAUUGGGAGACAAAGCUGGGUGUCUGGAAGUUACCGAUGGCAAACCAACCCUUAACCCUUUCAGUCCCAUAAGCGCUUUAAGCGCUCUCUAAUUAUCGUCAGUAAUUAAUUAAUUAACAAUAAUUUUAAAAAAAACGUAUGUGCAGUAAUGUGUGCAUGUAUUUUCAUUAAAUAUUCGAGAAAAUAUCAAAAAAUUUUUAUAAAAAAAAUGUUUCUUGGUGCUUUUUUAAUUAACUUGAAUGAUUAGAGUAAUUAAAAAUAUGAAAUAUGAUCGUUAUUUUUGUAAUAUGAUACCCUUGAACGGGAAGGCGCCGCCGUCAACACUGAUGAAUAGAAUUGUCUAAAAAUACACUUUUUUUCAAAAAGUAACAAAUCUGACACUUUCCUAUAAUAUAAAUAUAUAUUCAAUAUACAUACUGUACCAGUUUUGGUUAUUAUAUCCUCAUAUUUCCACGUAAAAUUAAUUUUUUUUGUGGCUGAAAA
Messenger RNA from Anneissia japonica, 1743 nucleotides. RefSeq lists its product as uncharacterized. NCBI's taxonomy places the organism in Eukaryota, Metazoa, Echinodermata, Crinoidea, Comatulida, Comatulidae. The transcript has 3 exons. The coding region runs from base 750 to 1352 and encodes 200 amino acids. The record is from RefSeq and is a predicted model, not a curated record.